Molecule: messenger RNA, 612 nt
Organism: Rhizophagus irregularis DAOM 181602=DAOM 197198
Lineage: Eukaryota; Fungi; Glomeromycota; Glomeromycetes; Glomerales; Glomeraceae
Source: RefSeq, a predicted model, not a curated record
AUGGGAGUUCUUCAUCCUAACAAAGUUGGAGACAUUUUUACCACACAACCCAACGAAAAUAAUAUUCAUAUAAUUGUCGAGUUGCCUACCUCUCCUUCCGGCAAACGAAAAAACGAAAAGUCUCUCUCUCAAUGGAAUUCGGGCUGGAUUCGAACUGAAGAAAAGGGUCCAAGAUAUUCAUGUUUAUCAAGUCAUUACAGAGCUUAUCGCGACAAAUAUUCUUUCAAAUUUUGCCGUUUUCUCGUUCUCACUGAUUUAAAUGAUUGUUGGAUAUUCUAUUGGCUUUCAAAUGAUAGAACAGUUAUGAUGUUUCGAGCCAUCGAUUCAAGUAAUGCUCUUGACAUUAUUGGGAGAACACUUGACGAAGAUUCCAUUUCUACCGCAACUACUACCAUUGACCCUAAUUUUCCUAUUGGAUCGAGAAUUAACUUUUGUCAUUUGGGAAAUUUACAAGGAGAAGCAUCGGAAAAUGUGGACCUAUUUUUUAAUAGACCUAAGGUCCAAUUCGAAUUUGAGGAUGAUGUCGCGAACAUGAAAGAUAUGUUUGACGAGAUGACUGAAGAGGAGAUAAAGGGUUGGAAAGUAAGACGAGUAAUAAAGCUUUUUGGAUGA